AGCUUGUUCAGCUGCUCGUCGAAGCGGCUGUCGGACGGUCGCCUCUCAGCGAGUCUGCGUACAAUGUAGCAGCCAUUUUUGUUCUUGUUCAUAAUAGCGUGCGCAUAUUUUAAUGUAUUUAGAAGAAUAUUUAGGAAUUUUUUCACGAUGACUAUUAUAGUCUUUUUAAUAGAUACAUCAGCUUCUAUGAACCAAAGAGCUUAUUUGGGCGGACGCCCAACGUUGCUCGAUGUAGCCAAGGGCGCUGUGGAAACGUUCGUAAAGGUUCGUCAACGAUCUCCUGAAAGCAGAGGCGAUAGAUAUAUGCUUCUAACUUUCGAAGAGCCACCCGCGAACAUCAAGGCUGGUUGGAAGGAGAAUUUGGCUACUUUUAUCAAUGAAUUAAAGAAUUUACAGUGCCUUGGUUUAACAACGAUGGGAGCUGCUCUCAAGCAUGCUUUUGAUGUUUUAAAUAUAAAUCGCAUGCAGACUGGAAUAGAUACGUAUGGCCAGGGAAGAUGUCCCUUUUACCUUGAACCAUCUGUCAUAGUUGUGAUUACUGAUGGAGGAAAGUUAUCAAGCAAUGCUGGCAUCCAAGAGGAGUUUAAUUUACCAAUGAAUUGUCCUAUUCCCGGUUCCGAGCUUACUAGAGAGCCUUUCCGUUGGGACCAACGUUUGUUUUCUUUGGUUCUGAGGCUAGCGGGAACUCCAGCUGUAGAAAGAGACUCUGGUCUUGUGCCCUCUGAUUCAUCACCUAUUGAUGCCAUGUGUGAGGUCACUGGUGGUCGCUCAUAUUGCAUCACUUCUCAUCGUAUGUUGAUGCAGUGUAUAGACAGCUUGGUCCAAAAAGUCCAAAGCGGUGUGGUUAUCAACUUUGAAAAGAUAGGUCCAGAUCCACCUCCCAUAGAUGGUGGUAACAGGGAGGGAGAACCAGAGGAAAUUACUCAAGAAGAUAAAGAAAUGGAUAUCGAUGAGAGAAAUGGGCGUUGGAAUGGAAAUUCAUAUCAGACAGGAUUACCCAACCAGGCAAGCACACCAGCAGCUUGGCAUUCAUGUCGACGACUUAUCUAUGUACCAAGAACUGUCUCACAGAAAGGCUUUGCAGUUGGCUACUGGCCUAUACCCGAGUCAUUUAGACCAGAUCCUAAUGCCGGUACUUUGCCUCCUCGGUCAGCUCAUCCUGUGGUCAAGUUCACUUGCUCCAGUCAAGAGCCAAUGGUCAUAGAUAAUUUACCAUUUGACAAGUAUGAACUUGAACCCAGUCCACUUACACAGUUCAUUUUGGCAAGGAAGCAACCAACAAUUUGCUGGCAGGUAUUUGUUGCUAACAGUGGCUGCAAAAACUCUGAAGUCAGUCAUCCAUUUGGCUACCUAAAAGCAUCAACGAACCUGACUUGCGUCAACUUGUUUGUGUUGCCUUACAACUACCCAGUGCUUUUGCCGUUGUUGGAUGAUUUGUUUAAAGUUCAUAGAUGCAAACCAACGCCAGAGUGGAAAAUGGCUUUUCAGCAGUAUUUGGAUCGCAUGCCAUCGUAUUACGUUACGCCACUCCGGCGGGCAUUAACGAAAAUGGGAGCGUCAACACCGUUGGUGCAGAGCUUGAUUCCAGAUACACAAGACAACUCACUGAGCUUCUGUGUAUUAAACUAUUUGAAAAGACUGAAAAACCAGGCGAAAAUUGAAUUCGAAAAACUUUGUGCGGAUGUUAUAAACAAGGCAUCGACUGGAAAUAAUCAGAAGGUUGCAGAAAGCGUGCGGGUAAUGCCGCGAUCUCCUCUUAAGAAAGAUCUAACAACGCAUCCGUGUCUACAAGACAAGUUUACGGCUCUAAGAGAUCAGUUGAACGAAUUCGGCGGUUUUGUUGUGGGUCUAUCGCGUGGACGACAUAAAACACAGGCCCAUACGUAUAGAAACCCUUUUGAUAUACAGAGGCGAGAUUUAUUGGAUCAGGUGGUGAGAAUGCGUGCUAAUUUCCUUCAACCGUCGUUAGCGCAUACACGUUUAGUAGAUGAAGAUAGUUUACAUUCGAUGCCCGUUGCUCAAAUGGGUAAUUACCAGGAAUAUCUAAAACGUAUGACGCCGCAGUUACGAGAGAUCGAAUCGCAGCCCGUGAGGCAACAUAUGUUCGGAAAUCCAUUUAAGAUAGAUAAGCGCAUGAUGGUGGACGAGGCGGAUAUAGAUCCCUUGGGUGCGGUGCGGGGCUCCGCUGGCGGCGGUGUCGGUGGUAAGCGGGGGACGGAGAGCCCACGGGCGGUGCCGCCCAAAAGGAAGGCAGGACCCAUACCGCACCACGUGGUGGCGAGGCGGCCGUCCACACCGACGGUGAUCACACAGCCGCUAUCACCUCAGCCGCCACUAACACCGCCGCCCGCCGCUCCACUGUCGCCUGUGACGUCACGUAGACCGGCAUCACCGCUGGCGCCGGUACCGUCGGACCUACCGUCAGGGAGACCACCUGAGGAGCCUCCCUGCCCGGACGGCGGUCCGCCCACUCCGGCACCACCGCCAGCCGCGCCCGCAAAUCUACCACCAGUUGUCAAGCCUUUUCUUAAUGGAGAUGCCUAUACUACGAUGGGCAAAAUGCCGAGGUCUCCGUCCCCGCCCGCGGAGGCGUCUUUGCCGUCACCGUCCCACGAUUCACAGGAGCUUCAGAUAAACGCUAUCAUACAGGGCAUUGCGGCAGAGAACAAUUUCAUAGCAAGAGAAAGGAAAAGAAGACGGAAGAGCGAGCGUCACGAGCCGCCGGUGCCGCCUCAGCCGACUGCCAAGGAAUUGGCCGAGAUCAAGAAACACAAUCUGUGUGUGAGGGCUGAUGUGUACCGAGCUGUGAGGAGGCCAGGGAGAGAUUUCACAAAGCUGUUCGAAUACUUGAAACAAUUACAAGGUAGUGUUGAUAUAAAGAAGGAGGUGAUACGUGACGUCAUCAGUGAAUCGUUACGUUUCAAAAGGAAGGCUCUAGCUAAGUUGUUGGAAGACUUUAUAGCGGGUCUAGAGAAGAACGGGAACAGUGUGUCGGUUAACUUGCAGAGGAUGAACUCGUACAGCAACUCCAACCAUAGCUAGUGGCUCUUAUUGUGUGGACAUAAACAUAUAUAUAACUUUGUACGGGAGUGUUAAUAAAUAUGUAAUAUUUAAAUAAAAUGUUAUAAUAUGGCACUGCCAAAUAUAAUUUCGUUGAUAUCCUAUGAGAUUGUUGGUAUGAAAAUUGAACCGCCUUUAAGGGCUGUGAGUUUUCAUGUAUUUACAUGUAUUUACUACGCAAGGCGGCGUUAGUUAAAUUUACAACUUGCAAGUAUGCAUUAUUGUUGCAUUUACUUUGGUUGAUUUGAAUAUGCGAUUGUGAUAAAUAGUUAAAUGUUGAAGGAGAUUGAAAUCACAAACUAUAGUUAUCGGCGUUGACAGUAACUUGUUCAUGAACAUUUAUUUGUUGUGAAACAAAAUUUUUUUUUAGAAAUUUCAGAAACUGUGAAGCUGUAGAUUAAUUCAGUUUCGGCGAUCUUAAUAAAGUCAAAGCAAUAUAGGAAAUUAAUAGAAAUUAAUGUUUCAUCGAGAGGACUGCUGAUAAAUUUCAGGUUAUGUAAAUAUGACUUGUAAAUAUUAGAUAUUACUAUUACCAAUGAAACUUGUGUAGGAUGUUUUUAUGCAUCACCGAGUGACCUUUAGAACUUCGAGGUGUUAACGAGCCCGUACAAAUAGUAUUAUGUAAAUUAUUAAAAAUAUAUAUAUAAAUAAAAAAAUAUAAAACUACUGAUAAAUUAGCAGAAAGUAUUUUAAAAAAUAUUUUAUAAACUGUCGACUCUUAAACCUGGUCGUCCUAAAGGUCCUUUCGUCAAUUGUAAAUUGUAUAUAUCAUUUUAUAAAUAAAUUAUGAUCCUUUUUGGAUAUUUUA
This is a messenger RNA of Danaus plexippus (monarch butterfly), 3868 nucleotides long. It is a transcript of the gene IntS6, whose product is annotated as integrator complex subunit 6. Bases 148 to 3042 code for a protein of 964 amino acids. The transcript is spliced from 16 exons. The record is from RefSeq and is a predicted model, not a curated record. Gene Ontology annotation, biological process: snRNA 3'-end processing. Gene Ontology annotation, cellular component: integrator complex. NCBI's taxonomy places the organism in Eukaryota, Metazoa, Arthropoda, Insecta, Lepidoptera, Nymphalidae.